Molecule: messenger RNA, 1409 nt
Organism: Beta vulgaris subsp. vulgaris (sugar beet)
Lineage: Eukaryota; Viridiplantae; Streptophyta; Magnoliopsida; Caryophyllales; Amaranthaceae
Product: syntaxin-121
Exons: 2
Coding region: 294-1190 (298 amino acids)
Biological process (GO): vesicle fusion; exocytosis; intracellular protein transport
Cellular component (GO): SNARE complex; endomembrane system; plasma membrane
Molecular function (GO): SNAP receptor activity; SNARE binding
Source: RefSeq, a predicted model, not a curated record
UACUCGGAAGAUUACAUCUGAAGGAUCGACAUAAAUAUAUCGCAUAAUAAUCCAACACAAAAUACUGAAAUAGUCAUCUAGACUCCAUCCUAGUAGUUGAAUAAUCUGUAACCCCAUUUUGACGAGAACAUCUCUUUUUAAAUUCUAUUAAUUCCCAUUACUAAACAUCUUCCAUUUACAGACCAAACACGAGGGAGUAAAAAGAAAACCCCCUUCCUUAAGCACCAAGAUUACUCCUUACCCCUCUAUAAUCAUCACCUGAAUACAUCUCUUUCUUUUUUCAAAUAAUAACCAUGAAUAACUUGUUAUCAACAUCAUUCUCGCAGCAUGGGAAGAACAACUCCGGUGACAUAGAGAUGGGUUUAGCAGCAGAUGCGGGAGCAAACCUCGAAAAGUUCUUCGAAGAUGUCGAGAAAAUCAAUGAAGAUUUGAAGGAGAUAGAGGAGCUACAACGCAAACUAAGGGCAGGCCAUGAGGAGAGCAAAACAGCCCAUAACGCUGGUGUAGUGAAGGCACUCCGGUCUAGGAUGGACCAGGAUGUAAGCCAAACUCUAAAGAAGGCCAAACUCAUUAAGGACCGUCUUCAGGCCCUGGACAAGUCUAACGCUGCUAGUCGGAGCCUGCCUGAAUGCGGCCCUGGCAGCUCGACUGAUCGGACCAGGACCUCGGUCGUAGGGGGGCUAGGGAAGAACCUCAAGGACAAGAUGGAGGAGUUUCAAGAGCUGAGGGAGAAGAUCAAUGGGGAGUAUAGAGAGACAAUUGAGAGGAGGUAUUAUACGGUGACAGGGGAAAAUCCAGAUGAGAAGACUGUUGAUUUGUUGAUUAGUACUGGAGAAAGUGAAACCUUCUUGCAGAAGGCUAUUCAACAGCAGGGAAGGGGGCAGAUACUAGAUACAAUUGCUGAGAUUCAAGAAAGGCAUGAUGCUGUCAGAGACAUUGAAAGGAACUUAAAGGAACUACAUCAGAUAUUUCUCGACAUAGCCGUGUUGGUUCAGCAUCAAGGGGAGCAGUUAGACGACAUCGAGGCCAAUGUUGAUCGAGCUAACUCUUACGUUCAGAGAGGUACAAACCAGCUGCAUGAAGCUAGAAAACACCAGAAGAAUACCCGGAAAUGGACUUGCUUUGCCAUAAUUCUGCUGCUAAUCAUCAUACUAAUUAUUGUCCUUUCUUUACGUCCAUGGGCUAGAUAACGCUCCUAUGCAGCUGGUGAGCCUCUAGAUGUUGAGACACACGCCUGAUCUUCUAUACCAUACACAUUAUAUAGCACUCUUCCGCUGUCGAAUAUCCCCCUAUUUUUUGGUUUGUUUUCCGAUGUCGGCUUUUCUAGUCUAAUAUUCUAUGUAUAUAGAUUUGUAUUUUGUUGAGAGCAUCAGGAUUGUUUUAUUCAAUGAAGAUACUACUAAAGAUCA